AUGGAAUGGUCUCACCCUACACAGCUGGGUGAAAUACCAACACCACGUGCUGGACAUGCUGGUGUGACAGUGGGGGAGAACUGGUUCAUUGUUGGUGGUGGUGACAACAAGAGUGGGGUCUCCGAAACAGUUGUACUGAAUAUGUCAACACUGGCUUGGUCAGUGGUAACUUCUGUUCAAGGACGAGUUCCUGUUGCUAGUGAGGGAUUGAGUUUGGUUGUAAGCUCCUAUAAUGGCGAAGAUGUACUUAUUUCUUUUGGAGGGUACAAUGGACGUUACAACAAUGAAGUCUAUGUUCUUAAACCAAGCCACAAAUCCACCCUGCAAUCCAAAAUAAUUGAAAAUAUAGUACCUGACAGUGUUUCAGCUAUCCCAAAUGCCACAAACGCUACCCGAGAUGUGGAGUCUGAAUUUGAAGCAGGUCAAGGGAAAAAUUGGGAAGUUCUCUUGGACAAUGCUGAUGCAGCAGUAUUUCAUGCCGAAGGCCCUCAUUUAUAUCGCUUAAAAUACAGAUCAUAUUCUGAAUUUGUACCAUUUUAUUUUAUUUUUCCUGCCAGUCACUGCUUUCAUAUUUUGGCUGUCGUACAGAAAUCCAAAGGUGAUAUUAUAUCAGUCCUGAAGGCUGAGAAAGAAGAGUUGGAAUCAUCACUCAGCAAGGAGAAGCAGCAUGCUCUUCAACUGAAGCAAGAGCUGGCAGAAGCUGAGUCUCGAAAUUCCGACCUUUACAAGGAGCUCCAAUCCGUUCGUGGUCAGCUUGCUUCUGAGCAGUCGAGGUGUUUCAAACUUGAGGUGGAGGUUGCUGAAUUGGGUCAGAAGCUCCAAACGAUUGGGACAUUACAGAAGGAGCUGGAGCUCCUUCAGCGGCAGAAGGCUGCAUCAGAGCAAGCUGCCUUAAAUGCAAAACAGAGGCAGAGUUCAGGUGGUGUGUGGGGUUGGCUUGCCGGUUCUCCCCCUGAUCAGAAUGCAGAUGAUGCGUGA
Molecule: messenger RNA, 978 nt
Organism: Sphenostylis stenocarpa
Lineage: Eukaryota; Viridiplantae; Streptophyta; Magnoliopsida; Fabales; Fabaceae
Source: the annotation of a GenBank genome assembly